UUUCUUUUUUUUGGUUUUUUGCUUCUUUUUUUUGCUUCUUUUUUUUUCCUUUUGGGGUGGGAGGGAGGGCUAGUGCCAAAAAGAAAAGAAAAGAGGGAGGGGAAAGGCAAAGAACGAGAAAGAAAGAAAAAUAAUAAUAAUAAUAAAGCCAAAAAAGAAAGAAGGAAAAGAACAACUUAAAUAAAUAAAGAUUAAACUUCCUUCGGAUCCGAAAGUGGCAGGAAAGUGCCUGGCAAGUUGCAGGGAUGGAGCUCCAGAGCUUGCAAGAGGCGUUAAAAGUGGAAAUCCAAUGUCAUCAGAAACUAGUUGCACAGAUGAACCAAGAUCCACAGAACGGGGAUCUUAAGAAACAAAUCCACGAAAGGCAAUCAAGAAUAGCAGCUCUUAAUGAAAAACAAACAUUGGGAACUAUCACUGCAGUGCCCAUUAAAGUUCCUCAGGUCAGCUCCUUGCAGAGGUUGGCAGGACAAGGACCAGCAGUGCUACCUCAGGUUAGGCCAAAGACCCUGAUUCCAGACAGCCUUCCUAUUUCCCCAUGCAGAGACCAACCAUCCAAACAGCCUCCUGCUUUCCAAAAGGCAACAGCAGUCAGCAUCAAAAACCCCAGCCCUGCCCUCCCCACUGCCAAUAACACUGUCAGCCAUGUACAGACGCUUAACAACCAGUCACACAGUGUUGCUGAGUCUGCAUCCAUUUCAUCACCUCUGAGCAGUGCGGGUGUGGCCUAUGCCAUCAUAUCCACCUCCCCAAACAAUGCAGCUCCUAAAAGCACCAGCGCUACUGUCUCUGUGGUCAACGAUAGCAUUAAGGUACAGCCACUCCUCAUCAGUGCUGACAGCAAGGUUAUCAUUAUUCAGCCUCCAGUCCAAACCCAGACAGAAAGUAAAAUGGAGACAAAGAAAUCUCCUGAAGAGUCAUCUCAGGGACCCCCUGCUACCAAAAAGAAAAAGGAGGAAAAUCCAGAGAAAAUUGCCUUUAUGGUAGCAUUAGGCCUGGUUACUACAGAACACUUGGAAGAAAUCCAGAGCAAGCGUCAGGAAAGAAAGAGAAGAAGCACAGCAAAUCCAGCCUACAGUGGACUAUUGGAAACAGAGCGGAAACGCCUUGCAUCAAAUUAUUUGAAUAAUCCCUUGUUCCUUUCUGCAAGAGCAAAUGAGGAUCCAUGUUGGAAGAAUGAGAUCCAUCAUGAUGAACACUGCACAGCAUGCAAGCGUGGCAUUAACUUGCAGCCCUGUGGCACAUGUCCUAAAGCAUAUCAUCUCAACUGCUUGGAUCCUCCUCUGAAGACUACCCCCAAGGGGGUUUGGAUCUGCCCGAAGUGCCAACAGAAGGUGUUAAAGAAAGAUGAAAAUGUGCCAUGGACUGGAACUCUGGCUAUUGUUCACUCCUAUGUUACUCAUAAAACAGUCAAAGAAGAAGAUAAAAGAAAGUUAUUAAAGAGAGGCAGUGAGCUGAAGAGUGAACAUAGACAGCUAGAAGAAAAAGAUCGACUUCUCAACAAUGCAAUGAAAAAAUGUUUAGAGCUAAAGAACAGCCUGUUGGCCCAGCAGAAAGGGACACAGUCAUCACUGGAACGUCUCAAAACUCUCAUUAGACUGAUACAAAAUGAGCAGAUGAUUCAGGUUACCAUGACGACAACUACCACCUCCUCCCUGCUAACCGUCCCCUGGAUCAAACCUUCAUCUGCCUCUGCUGCCAUGCACAAAGCCUUGCAGCAAUCACAGGGUAACAACUGACAGAACCCGCUGUGAAAAAAUGGGGGCAAGAAAUAAAAAAAAAACUGUUUACACAUGUGCAAAGGAGAAAUGAAACAGACACAAAGGGAAGUGGAAGGAAUGGAGAAACAAUCUCACUUUUUAUACGCAUAGAAUUUACAAAUCAAUCAGUCCAGUUUGUAGGUCACUGUGGCAGCAACUUCCCACAGAGUGGGUUUUGCUGCAGUUUUGUAUUUGCUGAGACCUUCAGUGCUUAUGAGAUUUCUUUUUGUUAUGUUGGCCUUAAUGUAUCUAUGAAUAAGAAGGACCAGGAAAAGUAUGGCCGAUAGAAAAUAGAAUAUUCUUUUCUGGGGAAGGCAGACAAUUUUACAGUUCUGCUUUAAGGAAAAAAAAUUAAAUACAAAGAGUUAGUAAGCUAGUAGUUAGGUAGUUGGGCUUAAAGCUACGUGGGGGAGGGAAAUCAGUAAUAUAAGAAGGAACUGAAUUACUUAGGACUUUCCAUAGAUUCCUAAUGAAAUGAACAAGGUCUGCCGCAUUGAUUCAGGUGAACUGGAAAUGGGGCUGUUUUGUCAAGAAUGACAUCAUGGACACUCACAGAGCCUUCAAAACAAAAUAUCAUUUUUUUCAGUAUUAUUAUAGUUGAGAAUUGCAGAUAUUUAAAUAAAAACUGUAUGAAGUUAGCAUUUCUAGUAAAAUAUUGAAGUAUUUUCAUGCUGAUGCUUCUGUAUAUGCGUUCUGAAGUAUUUAAAGAAGUAUGACUGUAAAACUCCUUACUUUUUUGCAGGUCCUUUUUACUUAUUUUGCUAUUGAUGUAUUUUUCUCAUGGAGUUUUUGUGCAAGAUUUAGCAUAAACCAUAUUAGUGGAUAUAUUUGGCAGGUUCCAUAUGGUUAUUUCUUUUUAAUUUAAUUUUAUUUUUUGUUAUGUAUUUUUUUGCUUUGAAUGUUUUUUUAAAGCAAAUAAAUUUUAGUUCUUUUCUUGCCAGUACAGAUAAUAUGCCAAAAAAGAUAACUUUACAUUUUUGUACUGCCUUUUUAUUGUAAAAAUAUGUAGUGUGAAAACCUUUUUUUUUCCUUGCAGAAAUAUCUGCAAAAUGGUACAGAAAAGACUGCCUCAAGGGGUUGUUUCUCAUAUUGGAUAAUAUCAAGAGUUUGGGGGGAGGGUUGGGCUGUAGAAAAAAAUAAGGGUUUGUUUGGUUUUUCAGAAACUUGAUUCCUUUUAAAGAUUUUGUUGAUUUUUUUUUAUUUUUUUUUAAGCACAUUUGAACAUGUUAAGCAUUAGCCUGAGUGAAUCCUAGAGCACCUGCUUAUUUCACAAGCUAGUCUUCCUGAUACUACAAGGGUCAGUCGGCACCUUAGUAGGCCAUAGGCCUUUCUUGUAACAUGGAGGCCUACCCUGGAAGUUGGUGAUGGGCAACCCAGUUUUUCCUCUGACAUUGCCAAGUUACACAUGACAGAUGCCAUCUUCUCAGUUCUUUUAUGAGUUUCUUAGUUACAUAGCACACCAGGGAUUUAAAUAAAACAAGAAUCCACCAAAACACACUCAUGAGGCUAGUCUCUGAUAUCAGCAUAUCAUACAAUGCCGAAUGCCAUUUUUAAAAUUGAGGGACUGGCUUCUCCUGUCACCCAUCACUAGGCAGCACGUGGUCCCUUCAACCAUUUUCACAACUCCGGGAGAAACUGUGCAGUACUAUACAAAUCUAUUUUAAUACACUUAACACUCGGUUGAACAAGAUUUUUAUAUUCUUUUAUUGAUGAACAAAGUGAAAUAAGUAAAACACAAUUGUUAUACAUUGGUUAUUGUAUGCCAAUUAUGCAUUCUAAUGUGGCUUGCAAUGUAAAUGUUUUCAGGUUUAAUAUUUUUUUUUUUCCUUGGACAAAUAAAAGAAAAGGAAACUUGUGAAAGGUUGGAUACAUGAAGAAUUUCUGAAGAAGUGUCUUGGACUGUUAAAAGUAGUUAUUUUGAAAAGGGGACUGUCCAGUGGAUAGUGUGCAUAGAAACAAAGUGUUUGUCUUAAAUAUGCCAAUGUAGUUUUACUUCUUUGAUGCAUUAAACUUGACUGACAAUUUAA
This is a messenger RNA of Alligator mississippiensis (American alligator), 3784 nucleotides long. RefSeq names its product PHD finger protein 21B (gene PHF21B). The transcript is spliced from 14 exons. Lineage: Eukaryota; Metazoa; Chordata; Crocodylia; Alligatoridae. The coding region runs from base 246 to 1736 and encodes 496 amino acids. The record is from RefSeq and is a predicted model, not a curated record.